AUGAAGUUUGGCGAACACUUGAGAAAUACUCUUAUUAAGAAUUAUAGCUUUUAUUAUAUAGCUUAUGAUGAUUUGAAACAUCAGUUGAAGAAAGGUUUGAAGGACAAUGGCAAUUGUUGGUCGAAUGAUCUUGAAGAAGAGUUUUUGAAUUCAUUGGAAAAGGAAUUGGACAAAGUCUACUCAUUCACCAAAGUUAAAAACACCGAGGUGAAUAGGAGGUUAAAGGAACUGGAGAAGUAUGUUCACCAGGUUGUGAGUGCCUUACAAAAUCGAUCGGAACCACAACCUCAAGAACAGGACUUCGAAGACCUCGAAGAAGAAUUGUCGGAUAUCAUUGCAGACGUCCAUGAUUUAGCCACGUUUACAAGGUUAAAUUACACUGGCUUCCAAAAGAUUGUUAAGAAACACGACAAAACAACCAAAUUUAAUUUAAAACCUAUAUUCCAAGCCAGAUUAAAUUCCAAGCCUUUCUUCAAAGACAAUUAUGACAAUUUAGUUGUUAAGUUGUCUAAAUUGUAUGAUUUGGUCAGAACCAGAGGUAAUCCAGUUAAGGGUGACUCUUCGGCUGGUGGAGCACAGCAGAACUUCGUGAGACAAACUACAAAAUAUUGGGUUCAUCCCGAUAACAUUACUGAGCUUAAGUUAAUAAUUUUGAAGCAUUUACCUGUUUUGGUUUUCAACGCUGAGAAGGAAUUUGAGCCCGAAGAUAGUGCAAUAACUUCCAUUUAUUUCGAUAAUAAAGCAAUGGAAUUGUAUUACGGAAGAUUAAGAAAGGAUGAGGGAGCAGAGGCUAUCAGAUUGAGAUGGUACGGUGGAAUGGACUCCGACCAAAUAUUUGUAGAAAGAAAAACUCAUAGAGAGGACUGGACCGGCGAAAAGUCUGUUAAAGCUAGAUUUGCUUUGAAAGAAAAGAACGUCAACAGCUUUUUAAAAGGUACAUUUACUGCGUCUGAGGCUUUUGAAAAGGCAAGGAAAGAUGGCAAAAAGUCUGCCAAAGAAAUAGAUAAUUUGGAGAGUUUAGCCAAAGAAGUGCAAUACAAAAUUUUGAAGGAUAAGCUUCGACCUGUCAUGAGAUCUUUUUACAAUAGAACUGCUUUUCAACUUCCAGGUGAUGCCAGAGUAAGAAUAUCAUUGGAUACAGAGCUUACAAUGGUGAGAGAGGAUAACUUUGACGGACAUGAUAGAACCAAUGGAAAUUGGAGAAGAAUGGAUAUCGGUGUUGAUUACCCCUUUCCUCAAUUACUAGAUUCUGAUGUCUGUCGUUUUCCAUACGCUGUCUUAGAAGUGAAGUUGCAAACUCAGUUAGGACAAGAGCCACCCCAGUGGAUUCGUGAGUUGAUUUCAAGUCAUUUAGUCGAAGCAGUUCCCAAGUUUUCGAAGUUUAUUCACGGAGGGGCUACUUUACUUACCGAUUACGUAAACUUACUUCCAUUUUGGUUACCUCAGAUGGAUGUUGAUAUAAGAAAGCCAAUAGACCAUGAGGAUAUAGGAAUUCAUAGAAACCAAUCUCAAAGAAUUAAGUCAUCCUCCUCAGGCGGUGAAUUAGACGAGGAAGAACUUCUAGACAAUGGUGAAUAUUCUGGAUAUACUGGAGUUCACUUCUCUAAUGAUACCAAUCCAUUAGAAGACGAUUUGGAGGACACUACCCCCUUAUUACCUGCCUCUUACUUGCAUGAGUCCAGCAACAGUUCCUUAUCAAAAUUUUUCUUCAACCUUUAUUUAAAAUUUUUGCAUUAUUUCAAUGAUGACAGAACAUUCACAGUUAAAGCUGGAACGAAUUUUGAUUUAAACAAGACUUUUGCUAAGAAGAUUCCUAAGGGAAAGAAAAUAUAUGUCCCUAUUAGGAUUGAACCCAAGGUCUAUUUUGCUACUGAAAGAACCUUUUUAAGUUGGGUAUCUAUUGGUAUGAUUUUAUAUGCAACUGCGAUGGCCCUUUUGAACUACGGUAACAAGAGUGCGUUGACAGCAUCAAUUGGGUUUUUUGCAUGUGCCUUGUUCACAUUGGCGUAUUCAAUCUACAAGUAUCUAUGGAGAGUUUUGAUGAUCAGGGAAAAGAAAGUCGUUAAUUAUGCAGAUAAAUUUGGUCCAAACAUGAUCUGUAUUUGCAUUGUUACGGCAACGUUUAUUUCUUUUCUUUUUAGAUUCUUACAACAAUAA
This is a messenger RNA of Priceomyces carsonii, 2157 nucleotides long. It is a transcript of the gene VTC4, whose product is annotated as Vtc4p. Gene Ontology annotation, cellular component: vacuolar transporter chaperone complex; fungal-type vacuole membrane. NCBI's taxonomy places the organism in Eukaryota, Fungi, Ascomycota, Pichiomycetes, Serinales, Debaryomycetaceae. The coding region runs from base 1 to 2157 and encodes 718 amino acids. The transcript has a single exon. Gene Ontology annotation, biological process: vacuole fusion, non-autophagic; microautophagy; vacuolar transport. The record is from RefSeq and is a predicted model, not a curated record.